CAUAUAUGUAUCGCCGAUGAUGAUGAUGAUCGGAGGUUUAAUUAGGCGCGGCUGUAACAUGAACAUUCAUAAUUCCGCUGGCAUUCAAUCAAUGCAGACGUGAACAAUUCCAGUGAUCAAGUGAUCGACUUAACCAUCGAUCUCGUGCAAAGUGUACAGUGUCUCAAUCCCACUCAAUACAGUUCCCACAAAAGGUGCGAAACAAGAAAAUCGAUACUCAAAACAUAAACGUAAUAGAAAUUCAAGGAAACCAUGGCGCAAAGCGAUUCGGAAAAUUGCUGUGCCAAGCUCGCUAAUGAUGAGUUGUGCUGCCAAAAGUCAAAAAACGGAGUCUUAAAGGCUAUAUCCCCAAAAAUGUUUCCCGACAAAAUCUACAAGUCAGUUCAGCCAAAAGGAGAAGAUGCUACGGGAAUGACCUGCGAAUGUGGAGUUUUUGGAGCCAUCGCAUGCGGAGAUUAUCCAACUCAGCUGGACAUAGCCCAGAUGAUCUGCCUGGGUCUGGUUGCACUGCAGCAUCGAGGACAGGAGUCGGCGGGUAUAGUGACCAGCCUGGGCAAGUGCUCCAAGAACUUCAGCGUGCACAAGGGCAUGGGGAUGAUCAACAAUCUGUUCAAUGACGAGGCCAUCAGGAAGUUAAAGGGCAACCUGGGAAUAGGCCACACCCGCUAUUCCACCGCAGCAGCCUCGGAGGUCGUGAAUUGUCAGCCAUUUGUGGUGCACACUGCCCAUGGAGCUCUGGCCAUUGCUCACAAUGGAGAGCUGGUGAACUGCGAGUCCUUGAGGAGGGAGGUCCUGGAGCGGGGAGUGGGUCUGUCCACGCACAGUGACAGUGAGCUGAUUGCCCAAUCCCUGUGCUGUGCUCCCGAGGAUGUUUCCGAGCACGAUGGACCCAAUUGGCCGGCCAGGAUUCGUCACUUUAUGACCCUUGCUCCACUUUCCUAUUCCCUGGUCGUUAUGCACAAGGACAAGAUCUAUGCCGUCCGAGAUUCCUAUGGAAACAGACCAUUGUGUUUGGGAAAGAUCGUACCGGUGGAUGCGGGACAUGCGAAUAUCAAUGACCAACUGGCCGAAGGUUGGGUGGUCAGUAGCGAGAGUUGCGGAUUCCUCUCCAUCGGAGCCAGAUAUGUACGUGAAGUGGAGCCGGGCGAGAUCAUCGAGCUGUCGAGGAAUGGCUAUAGAACCGUAGAUAUCGUCGAGCGACCGGACUACAAACGCAUGGCAUUCUGCAUCUUCGAGUACGUGUACUUCGCCCGCAGCGAUUCCAUGUUCGAGGGUCAGAUGGUUUACUCCGCCCGCCUGCAAUGUGGUCGUCAGUUGGCCAGGGAGUUCCCACUAGAUGCGGAUUUGGUCAGUUCGGUUCCGGAAUCUGGCACCGCUGCGGCUCAUGGCUAUGCCAGGGAAUCCGGAUUGCCAUUUGGAGAGGUUCUCUGCAAGAAUCGCUACGUGGGCCGCACUUUCAUCCAACCCUCCACAAGAUUGCGCCAGUUGGGAGUGGCGAAGAAGUUUGGUGCCCUGGCUCAAAAUGUUGAGGGCAAGAGGAUCGUACUGGUUGAUGAUUCCAUAGUAAGAGGAAACACCAUUGGACCGAUCAUCAAGCUCCUGCGAGAUGCCGGAGCCACCGAAGUGCACAUCCGGAUUGCCAGUCCUCCGCUGCAAUAUCCCUGCUACAUGGGCAUCAAUAUUCCCACUCGAGAGGAGCUCAUAGCCAACAAGUUGAACGCGGAUCAGUUGGCCGAUCAUGUGGGAGCGGACAGUCUGGCCUACUUGAGUGUGGAGGGACUGGUGAAGGCCGUCCAGAUGAACAAGGCCCAUGUGAAUCCGCUGAAGGCCGGCUACUGCACCGCCUGUCUAACAGGCGAGUAUCCUGGCGGAUUGCCCGAGGAGCUCAGCUGGUAGGAUCUCAGCAUUUAAUACUCUGUUAGAAUUAAUGUAGCUCUUAGAUUCAGUGUAUAUAUAAAUAUAAAUUUUAAUUUGGGGUCUUUGACCUAACACAAAAA
This is a messenger RNA of Drosophila rhopaloa, 1997 nucleotides long. RefSeq names its product amidophosphoribosyltransferase. Gene Ontology annotation, biological process: purine nucleobase biosynthetic process; purine nucleotide biosynthetic process. The record is from RefSeq and is a predicted model, not a curated record. Gene Ontology annotation, molecular function: amidophosphoribosyltransferase activity. Bases 253 to 1896 code for a protein of 547 amino acids. The transcript is spliced from 3 exons. NCBI's taxonomy places the organism in Eukaryota, Metazoa, Arthropoda, Insecta, Diptera, Drosophilidae.